ACCCCCACCCUCUCUCUCUCUCGCUCUAAAAGGAGGGGCGUCGUAGUUGCAGGAAAUCUGUCGUGAGUGGCGGAGCGAAGGAGAAAUUGGAGCAGAGGAGACAGUGAGUAGCCGCGGGAAUCACGAUUCCGCCAUGAAAAUCGCCACCUGAGAUCGUCAUAUUGCGGCCAGCCGGGAUUGAAGCUUUGGGUGAAGAGGAGAGAGGGAAGGAGAGGAAGGAGCUGCGAUGGUGUUGAGUCUCUGCCUGGGCGUACGGAGGGUGAGGCAGAUGCAGAGGGCCUUCAGGAACGGUAAGAUCACCGUCCUGUGCCUCCUCAUGACCGUCAUCGUCCUGCGGGGCACCAUCGGCGCCGGAAAGUUCGGCACGCCGGAGCAGGACUUCAACGAGAUCCGGCAUCAUCUGUCCCUCCGGAAGAGAUCGGAGCCCCACCGCGUGCUCGUGGAGGCUGAGGAGAAGAAGCCGGUCGCUGUCGAGGAGGACGAAGAAGAUCCGCCGCCGGAUCCGAACAAGCCGUACUCUCUCGGGCCUAAGAUUUCCGACUGGGACUCGCAGAGGUCCGAAUGGCUUGCUCGCCACCCGCAUUUCCCCAAUUUCAUCGCGCCCGGCAAGCCGCGCGUCCUCCUCGUCACUGGGUCGUCCCCGAAGGCCUGCGAGAACCCCGUCGGCGAUCAUUACCUCCUUAAAUCGAUUAAGAACAAGAUCGAUUACUGCCGUCUCCAUGGGAUCGAGAUCUUCUACAACAUGGCCCUCCUCGACGCGGAGAUGGCUGGAUUCUGGGCGAAGCUGCCGCUGAUCAGGAAGCUGCUACUCUCGCACCCGGAGGUCGAGUUCCUCUGGUGGAUGGACAGUGAUGCGAUGUUCACCGACAUGGUAUUCGAGCUGCCGUGGGAUCGGUACAAGGACUCUAAUUUGGUGAUGCACGGGUGGAACGAGAUGGUCUAUGACGAUAAGAACUGGAUCGGAUUGAACACAGGUAGUUUCCUACUGCGUAAUUGCCAAUGGUCGCUCGAUCUUCUCGACGUCUGGGCGCCCAUGGGGCCGAAGGGAAAGAUCAGGAUAGAGGCGGGGAAAUUGCUCACCAGAGUGCUCAAAGAUAGGCCCGAGUUCGAGGCCGACGAUCAAUCCGCAAUGGUUUAUCUCCUUGCCACUCAGAGGGAGAAGUGGGGUGACAAGGUGUAUCUGGAGAGUGCCUAUUACCUUCAUGGGUACUGGGGAAUCCUGGUGGAUCACUACGAGGAAUACAUAGAGAAAUAUCACCCAGGCCUCGGCGAUCAUCGCUGGCCGCUGGUGACGCAUUUUGUGGGGUGCAAGCCCUGCGGAAAAUUUGGAGAUUACUCGGUAGAACGAUGCCUGAAGCAGAUGGACAGAGCGUUCAAUUUUGGCGACAAUCAGAUCCUCCAGAUAUAUGGUUUCACGCACAAGAGUCUCGCGAGCAGGCGGGUGAAACGCAUUCGCAACGAGACUAGCAAUCCGCUCGAGGUGAAGGAUGAGCUCGGGCUGCUUCACCCAUCGUUUAAGGCCGUCAAGAAGCAGGCCGCGGCUUCUUGACUUCCGUUGGGGAGUUUGGUCCAUCCUUACGAUUAGCAUACACUACAGAGGUCCCUUUGUGUUCCCUGUGUUCUUUUGGGUUAGCUAAAUUAAUGGUCUUAUGCUCUGUCCUGGAUCAAUCGAUGGGAUGGUGUUGUGUUUAUUGUUCGCUUCGACAAAUGUAUUCUUUUUCGUAGCUUAGGAUUGGCAAUGCUAAAUCAAUCACAGUCCUCUGUAGAAGCUUUAUGAAACUUUUCAUUUUAGA
Molecule: messenger RNA, 1793 nt
Organism: Nymphaea colorata (pocket water lily)
Lineage: Eukaryota; Viridiplantae; Streptophyta; Magnoliopsida; Nymphaeales; Nymphaeaceae
Product: xyloglucan 6-xylosyltransferase 2-like
Exons: 1
Coding region: 227-1549 (440 amino acids)
Biological process (GO): xyloglucan biosynthetic process
Cellular component (GO): trans-Golgi network; endosome; membrane
Molecular function (GO): xyloglucan 6-xylosyltransferase activity; hexosyltransferase activity; UDP-xylosyltransferase activity
Source: RefSeq, a predicted model, not a curated record